Austrofundulus limnaeus is the source of this 2761-nucleotide messenger RNA. RefSeq names its product cytospin-A. The record is from RefSeq and is a predicted model, not a curated record. The transcript has 12 exons. The coding region runs from base 447 to 2162 and encodes 571 amino acids. Gene Ontology annotation, molecular function: protein binding. Lineage: Eukaryota; Metazoa; Chordata; Actinopteri; Cyprinodontiformes; Rivulidae.
AACAAAAGAUUAAGACUGCAGCCGGUGCGGCGGCUUCUGCUUCCCACGCGACACUUGAAAUCUUUAAUUUUUUUUUUUUUUUUUGGUCUUAUAGUUUUAUAUUUAUUUAAUUGUGUUUUAUCAUCUCGUGCGGUUAUUCUUUGAAACGUAAUGUCAUUAUGGUCUUUUUUUAUGCGACGAACCGCUGCCGCUGCGCAACCAGUCUCCUGAUCUGCCUCCUGCGCUUUUUGCCGCAUUGGAUUUGAAGGCGAAGCAGCGGAGAGCCCGAAAUGGACCCAGUUUCUAGAUUGUUGCCACCUUUUUCUGUCGCUGUUGUGUUUUAUUAAAGGGGAACAAAUAUCGUUUUAUCUGGGCAGAGAAGAGGAGCCGCAGCUGGGAGAGGGACCCGUCAGUCAGUCAGUGGAGCUGACCCGAAGGACAGCGGUCAGGAUCCACAGCCCUGCUGGAUGAUGGGUAACCAUAAUGGGAAGGACGGCCAAGCCUCGACAGGUUCCCCUUUAGAUUUCUACCACACACCUCCUACCUCCCCCUCAGAGGCAGACCUGGCUGCCAUGGCCGCAGCUUCAGCCGAUAACACGAAGACUCCCUCACCGGCUGCCAGCAUCACCCCCUGCUCCUCCACCUCCACCUCCCAGCUCCCGGACUGGACGCAGAAGCCCUCGGCCCCCUCGGAGUGGGCAGUGAUCGGCGUGGACGUCUCCUCGGACACCAGCUGGAGCGAUGCGGCAGUGGGACAGGAGAAGGCGGCGGCCGGGUCGGAAGGUUCGAGCUCGCUGCCCUCGUCCAGAGAAACGCCGGCGGAGCAGAGCUGGGGGGAGAGGGACAGCGGGAUGGAGCCACAGGCUGCAGCAGAGACAGACGGACACGAGAUGACCUUGGUUCUGCUCAGCCUGAUGGAGCACUACAGAGCUCCGCUGAGAUUAACCCCCAACACUGAUCUAACCUCAGGAGCUGUAGAGAUGCUGAGACGUUUGAUAACAGAGAGGGAGGAGCUGCUGGAGGAGCUGGAGACACAGAAGGAGACACUCAGGGCAGAGCGGCUGGAGUGGCAUCAGUUCCAGAGCGACCUGCAGAUUGCCGUUUCUGUGGCGGACCGGCUGCGGGUGGAGUCGGAGCACGCGCUCGCCUCGCUGCAGGAGAACCACCGAGCCGUGGAGGAGAAGCUGGCUCAGGCCCUCCGCAGACAGCAGGAGACGGAGCGAGAGCUGGAAAUCCUGAGAGACGAGCACAGAGACGUCCGCUCCAAACUCAACGAGCUGAUGGCGCAGCUGCAGCAGAAACGAGCAGAGCUGGCUCAGCUGAGGAAGACCUGCAGGCUGAAGGACGGCCACGAGGACGAAGAAGAGCCUGUGGAGAGUCAGCAGGAGGAGGGAAGGCACAAAGGUCCAGAAAAACCCGAAACUAAUGAGACAAGUGAGGAGGAAACAAGAAAUGGAACUCCUGAUCCUGAGAAGUCAAACGGAUCAGAGAACCUCCAGCUGACAGGAAGAGGUGUGGCUGAGGGAUACAUCCGCACUUUGGCUGCUCUGGAGAAAAACAAAGAAGAAGAACGUGGACCGAGAGAUGCAAGGAGGGUAGUGAUGCUGUCUGAAAGGUCUUGGAGUCUUUCUCGUCUUCCUCUUCAAACGAACCCGAGUCAGAAUGGAACCUCAAAAAACACAAGCACAACACUUCCUCUAUGCAAGAAAGAAGAUCCAAUGAAAGGAAGAAGACUGGACCGCAUUCUGCAGAGACAGGACAGCUGGUCCAGCUUUUAUCCAGGAAAACAAGAGGACGAUCAAAGCUCCGAGUCUAUAAAACCUCAGGAUGGUUUCAGUGCUUUGUUGAGGCGUCACGGCGGCUCCAGGAGGAACUCUCUCCUGCGCUGGAGCCAAAGUCGUACCAAAGGUUACAAGAAUAUUGAAAUCACUAAUUUCAGCACCUCCUGGGAGGACGGUUUGGCGUUCUGUGCUGUUUAUCACACAUAUUUACCCACUCACAUCCCUUAUGAUGACCUCAGUCCAGCUGACAAGGAGGGAAACUUGGACCUUGCUUUUAAGACAGGAGAGUCUGUGGGGAUCCCAGCCAGUCUGACAUCAGAGGAGAUGCUGAAGGCGGACGGGCCGGACUGGCAGAGGGUGCUGGAAUACGUCGAAAGCAUUUUCCGUCACUUCGAGAUGUGAAGUUUGUGAUUCGUGUUGCUCUUUAAUCUGUUGGGACUCGGGAGUGAAACGGCAGAAUUCCUUUAUCACCACCAGGGGGCGCAUUUCACACGUCAGGAUUUAAAUGGGUCAGCAGUGUUGGACUUUGCCUUGAUUUUAUGUAAAAUACAGCCUGCUCCCCCCCCCCCCCGGACUCCCAGUGGAACAAACACAGGAGCAGGUUUUAUAUUCUUACAGCAGCUAGGCUGGAUCUGAACAGCUGCUGGGGAAACGAUGUAGGACACCAGAACCUGUAUAGCACCUGCUUUCAUGUUCACCAGGUGCAUUUUGUUCACUAUAUGCACUUCAAAUGAAUCUAAGGAGCACUUUAAUACUGGUUAUGUAGCAUUUAAGGUGGAAUGGUUUAGAAUUUGGUUACCUUUUUUAAUUUAUUUUUAUUCACUGUCCUGGUGUAUUUCCCUGAAACUGCCACCCCAGAAAAGCCUGGGAGCAGAAGUGUGUUUAGGUUUUUAAUAGCUGAAGUACUCGUUUUAAUCCUCUAUGCCAUGUAGAAAUGUAAAUUAAAUGUAUGAAACUGUUUUCAAAUGUAUAAAUUUAAUGAAUAAAGGAUCUAUAUUGAA